UCCCCUUUCGGUGACGUCACGCAGGAAGUAGGAAGUGGGAGCGUAUUGUGCGUUUACUAACUUCACGGGUUUGGUCUGGGUUACCUUUAGAAAAUGGGGCUGUUCGGUAAAACACAAGAGAGACCGCCAAAGGACUUGGUGAAUGAAUGGUCUCUCAAAAUCCGAAAAGAGAUGCGUGUCAUUGAUAGGCAGAUCAGAGACAUCCAGAGGGAACAGGAAAAAGUAAAACGCUCCGUUAAAGAUGCUGCCAAGAAGGGCCAGAAGGAUGUGUGUGUGAUCCUGGCCAAGGAGAUGAUCCAGUCCAAGAGAGCCGUUAACAAACUGUACUCCUCCAAAGCCCAAAUGAACUCUGUGCUGCUCAGCAUGAAGAACCAGCUCUCCGUGCUGCGCGUGGCGGGGGCCCUGCAGAAGAGCACGGACGUGAUGAAGGCCAUGCAGAGCCUGGUGAAGGUCCCCGAGAUCCAGGCCACCAUGAGGGAGCUCUCCAAGGAAAUGAUGAAGGCUGGGAUCAUCGAAGAGAUGCUGGAGGACACUUUUGAAGGCAUGGAGGAUGAGGAAGAGAUGGAGGAGGCAGCAGAGGCGGAGGUGGACAGGAUCCUCUUUGAGAUCACAGCAGGCGCUCUGGGUAAGGCUCCCAGUAAAGUGACAGACGAGCUGCCCGAGAUGGAGCCUGCGGGGCCUGCCCCCGUCUCGGAGGACGAACCGGAGGAGGACAUAGAGGAGAUGCAGUCCCGGCUGGCAGCCCUGCGCAGCUGAGAGCCUGGCGGCUCCAUGUGUGGAGACCUCUUCAGUGUGAGGGAGCUCCUGCUAGCGUCUCAGCCUUUCUGCCUCGUCCUCUCCUUUCUCAGAUCCUGCACUUUACCCGUUUCUGCUCGAUGAAUAUCGUUCUUGUCUGAGUUUUAUGGUAGACGAUUUGGUUCUAAAAACACUAGAAUUUAAAUGUACAAAAAUACUUGCCAUUGUGGCACUAUAUAUAUAUAUUAUAUCCUUUCUUGUGAAAGGUGUUGUGGAAAAGGAUGCAUGCAAAGUUCUUGGUAGUAUUUUUUCCACAAAUUGAAUCGGAAGACUGAUGGAUGUUUUGAACUCUAAUUCACAAAUUUAUACAUUCUUAUACAUUUCUAAAGUUUCAAUAUUAUUGGGCAUCUUCAUCUUGAAAGUUGUAAGUGUAACUGCAGAGAUUUUAUUUUGAUAUUCCAUUGGUUUGAAUUUCCAUUUAAAAAAAAAAAGAUGUGAGGUUUGGGAUGAAGAAAUGCUCCUGCAAGUUUGCGUUUUGAAAUACAGUAAUCUUGAUUUGAAACCGCCACCUUCUAAAGUGAUUUAAUUUUCAGGUUCAAGGGAAAAGACCACAUAUUCUUUUGACAAAUGGAAUGUUUGCAAAACAUUGCGUCUUCCUUGUAAAAAUGAUAAAAUAAGAUGUAACUGCUUCAACAAUA
Molecule: messenger RNA, 1433 nt
Organism: Lepisosteus oculatus (spotted gar)
Lineage: Eukaryota; Metazoa; Chordata; Actinopteri; Semionotiformes; Lepisosteidae
Gene: chmp3
Product: charged multivesicular body protein 3
Biological process (GO): protein transport; late endosome to vacuole transport; endosome transport via multivesicular body sorting pathway
Cellular component (GO): ESCRT III complex; multivesicular body
Source: RefSeq, a predicted model, not a curated record